AUGUCCGAGACAAAGAUCGCAGCCCCCACUGCACCUCACCACCGUCGCCUCAGCUUCAAGUUCUGGAACGACAAAGCCUCGACCGAGCACGUCGAAAACCCGAUGUUGAACGAAACCGCAUCCGGAUCAACGACUGUUGACGACUUACUCGUACACUACACAAGAUACCCAAAUAAGUGGUCCCGGGUCCGGGAGCUCCUCCGUGAACCUGCCGCCGAGUUCUUUGGCGUCAUGAUCCUCAUCUUCUUCGGUACCGGCGUCGAUUGCCAAGUCGUCCUCUCCGCCAAUACUAAUGUCGCUCCAACUCCCAAGGGUGACUAUCUCUCGAUCAGCUUCGGAUGGGCCGUCGGCACCGCGCUUGGCGUGUGGGUAUCUAGUGGCAUCUCCGGAGGGCACAUCAACCCCGCUGUGACGAUCGCGUUAGCCGCGUUUCGCGGUUUCCCAUGGCGCAAAGUGCCCAUAUACAUCUUUGCACAGAUUAUGGGCGGUGUCUGCGGCGCUGGCAUCAUUUACGCCAACUACAUCCACGCCAUCGAUAUCGUCGAGGGGGGUCGGCACAUUCGGACCGUACCGGGCACGGCGAGUCUGUUCUCGACCUACGCGCUGGACUACAUGACAUCUGUAUCAUGCUUCUGGGACGAGGCAAGUAGUCGCCGCCCAUUAGCUGCCUGGGACUUGUUGGCUGAUCACAUCGGGCGGCAGUUUGUCGGCACAUUUGCCCUGGUCAUGGUCGUGUGUGCCCUAAAUGAUAGAAAUAAUGGUCCACCACCACCCGGCCUGGUUCCUCUAGCAUUAUUCAUUACCAUCCUCGGUAUCGGUGCUGCGUUGGGCAUGCAAACAGGAUAUGCCAUUAAUCCAGCUCGUGACCUCGGUCCCAGACUAUUGACCGCGAUGGUGGGAUACGGCAAAGCAGUGUUCACCUUUCGACACCAAUACUGGUUAUGGUGUCCAGUUAUUGCACCCAUUGUCGGCGGUCUGAUUGCGGCCUUGGUAUAUGACAUCUUCAUCUACGUCGGCGGAGAGAGCCCGCUGAACAGACCGAGCAAAAUCGCACGAAUCCACCACGAGCGGGCAAGGAAUGCGGAACGCGGAAAGCCGCCUGCAGCCAUCCCAGAAGCAUCAGAUCAGGAUAUCGUAUGA
This is a messenger RNA of Fibroporia radiculosa, 1140 nucleotides long. RefSeq lists its product as uncharacterized. Gene Ontology annotation, biological process: water transport; glycerol transmembrane transport. The transcript has 10 exons. The coding region runs from base 1 to 1140 and encodes 379 amino acids. Gene Ontology annotation, molecular function: water channel activity; glycerol channel activity. Lineage: Eukaryota; Fungi; Basidiomycota; Agaricomycetes; Polyporales; Fibroporiaceae. The record is from RefSeq and is a predicted model, not a curated record. Gene Ontology annotation, cellular component: plasma membrane.